Messenger RNA from Cooperia oncophora, 1098 nucleotides. The record is from the annotation of a GenBank genome assembly. Lineage: Eukaryota; Metazoa; Nematoda; Chromadorea; Rhabditida; Trichostrongylidae.
CUGGUGAGACUUAUCACUAUCUUUGCAAUUUCCAGUCCGUUUGUUACGUGCUGUCAACAGACACUACUCAUACCAACAUCAGUAAUACAAUGCGACCAUUCCAAAUCAAACUGCUCUAACCAUACCACAUUAAUUGCUCAGCUUAACCCUAUGCAACCUGAACUAUGCAUUCAACUCCAGCAAGGAGGCCACCAAUUGCACUUCAUGCGCAUCUCCUUCAGGAACACUAUACUAUACUUCACAAGAAACACCAUUACGAAAGUUCAAUACCAAAAACGAUGUCCUCACAUGGGCACUUGCACAGGUCUAAAAUGCGCUAAAAUUACCUUUAAUUCACUAGUCGACGAAUUACUCGAUGCUAAUAAUUAUACGGGCAUAACAUACUGCUCUGAAUCCUGUGGCGGUUUAGGCUGCUCUUGCGGCUAUCCGUCAUCAGGAUGUCUUUUUUACAGAAUCUACCAUGUUCCCGUAGACGACAACAUUUACGAAGUCUUCCAAUGCCCAUCAUGGUUGCGAACAAUAUCUUACGCAUGCAGUUCAGAUCCACGUCAUAACCAGACGAUCCAUGACCACACCAACCGUAUAAUCAAAGACACAUGCAACUGCAAUCCGGCGAAAGAUUCCGUUAAUUGCUAUUGUACCAACAAUAAUGUCUCACGAAUAACACAAUCGCAGAAUACGUUUCCUUUGCCAAUACCAGAAGGACUAGUAUCCACACAAGGCCGCAACAACAUACCUACCAUUACUACACGAGCAGUAUCCGUACAAUUAAUGAUUACAUUCAAUCACACCAUAAAAGAAAUCACGCAAGAAAUCCAAAAUUUUCAGUGUAGCAUACUACCCCAACGACUAUUCGGAUGUUAUAACUGUGUCAAGGGUUCAGUAGCAACGCUCUUCUGUAAGUCAGAUUCCAUUCACGCAACUGCUCAAAUCAGCUGCGGACUCCAACAAUUUAUUUUGACUUGUACAAAACAAGGAACGAAACAUGUAGAGCACAAUGUGGAAAACAGACAUCGAUUUUCGACACUCAACUACGUGAACGGAUUCAACGCCAUUAUGGCACUAUGUCCACUCAUGGACAAGAAAUACUUCCACUAG